Molecule: messenger RNA, 1515 nt
Organism: Cordyceps fumosorosea ARSEF 2679
Lineage: Eukaryota; Fungi; Ascomycota; Sordariomycetes; Hypocreales; Cordycipitaceae
Product: mevalonate kinase
Exons: 2
Coding region: 1-1515 (504 amino acids)
Biological process (GO): isoprenoid biosynthetic process; ergosterol biosynthetic process
Cellular component (GO): cytoplasm
Molecular function (GO): ATP binding; mevalonate kinase activity
Source: RefSeq, a predicted model, not a curated record
AUGCCCCCAGUUGCAAUUCAUGACCCGGCCGCGUCCAAUGGACGAAGCACAAAUGGCCACUUGCACGUUCACAUCAAUGGGAACGGCAACGCCAAUGGCGGCUCCCAUGCCGUCAUGUCGCAUCGCGUGAGUCCCUCGCGCAAGCAGUCCAGCCCUAUGGCUCCUGCUUUCAUGGUCUCGGCACCAGGUAAGGUUCUCUUCUUCGGAGAGCACGCUGUCGUCUACAACAAGCCUGCCAUUGCUGCGGCAAUUUCUCUUCGAUCCUAUCUCCAUGUCACCACCCUCUCCAAGUCGAGACGAACCGUUUCACUACGAUUCCCCGACAUCGACCUUAUCCACUCUUGGAACAUUGACGAGCUACCAUGGAAUAUCUUCCACCGCGCCGACAAGAAGAAAUCAUACUACUCCCUCGUCACUGAGCUCGACCCCGAGCUGACCGACGCCCUUCAGCCUCAUCUGGAUGUCGUCUCCCUGGACCACCCAGAAGAGACUCGCAAGGUGCAUAAGAACACCGCCUUUGCCUUUCUCUACCUCUUUCUCUCACUCGGUAUGCCAUCCUUCCAUGGCUGCCUCUACACCCUUCGCUCGACCAUCCCCCUCGGCGCUGGCCUCGGAAGCAGUGCCUCCAUCUCCGUCUGCAUGUCAGCUGCCCUGUUGCUACAGCUGCGAACACUAUCCGGACCGCAUCCUGAUCAACCCCACGACGAAGCCCGCCUGCAAGUCGAGCGCAUCAACCGGUGGGCUUUUGUUUCUGAAAUGUGUAUCCACGGAAAAACAUCCGGUGUCGACAACACGGUUUCCACGCAAGGCAAGGCUGUUAUUUUUCAGCGCACCGAAGCCGGGAAGCCCCCGGUCGUCCGCAAUCUCUUGGACUUUCCUGAGCUGCCCCUUCUAUUAGUCCAUACCGGACAGCCCAAGUCCACCGCCCACGAGGUCGCCAAGGUCGCUAAGCUCCGUGAGGCUCAUCCUAAGCUCGUCAAUUCUAUCCUGGACGCUAUGGAGCGCGUCACAGUGACUGCCGGUGAAGUCAUUGACGACCAAGACUUUGACGAGAAGGAGGAAGAAUCCCUGCAAAAAGUCGGUGAGCUGAUGAGAAUCAACCACGGUCUCCUGGUGUCGCUUGGCGUCUCUCACCCACGCCUGGAGCGAGUCCGAGAGCUGAUUGAUCAUGAAGAGAUUGGCUGGACCAAGCUCACUGGUGCCGGCGGUGGUGGAUGCUCCAUUACCUUGUUGCGACCUGGAGUGGACCGCGCCAAGAUUGUCGAGAUGGAGAAGCGCAUGAGCGAUGAAAACUAUACCAGCUUUGAAACGACGCUCGGCGGCGACGGUGUUGGCGUGCUGUGGCCCGCUGUUCUGAAGAACGGCACUCAUGAGGACGAAGAGGGUGGCAUGGAGAUCGACCUCGAAAAGUUUCUCAGCGCCGAGGGCACUGACGGGGUUGAGAAGCUGGUCGGUGUGCAUGGCGGCGGGCUCGAACGAGAAGGCUGGAAGUUUUGGCGCAUCGAAAGCGAUUAA